AUGAGGACGGCAUUGCUGAUCAAGACAGCAGCCUUGGUGGUAGCGGGAGGGGUGAGGGCUGCGCCAAUGCUGAACGGGGCGGCGGUAGGGGAAGUGGUGUCGCACGCACCAGUCUUUCAAUCCGAGAUUGUGGAAGAAGCAGCGUCUCACCCCCACCUUGCACAGUACCCGGAAGGGUGGUCGAGCGCGUCGUCAGAUGAGCAUCAUUCGCACAUCGAUUGGAAUAGUGCACAACACCCCUCCGAACCAGACGGGUCACCGCCACACCCCUUCCCAUCCAUGCAAGAAGGCGCUUUUGAGCAUUGGGCAACUCUCUCCCCCCGCGUUACACCACCUCAACAUACCCCUUCGCCAACGUCGAUGCUGCACACACACUCGAUUGCCCUCCCGACAAGAGAGAGGGUAAGGGAGGAAGACGAUCCUCUUCGCCUCACCUCCACCCAUUCCUUCCGAAAUCGACCUUCAUUUGCUUCGACUGAAGCGUCCACCUCGUUCAACGAGAUUGGAGAAACCAGUAUCUCCAGUGAUAACAACACACCAAAAGCAAAGGGAAGAAAGCGGAACUUGGAAAAGCUUAAACAAGUGCUGAGGAGGUUCUCGCUGGGUAGUGGUAGCCGAAGAAGUUUGAGUGAAAUCACAUGA
Ustilago hordei is the source of this 642-nucleotide messenger RNA. RefSeq lists its product as uncharacterized. Bases 1 to 642 code for a protein of 213 amino acids. The transcript has 2 exons. NCBI's taxonomy places the organism in Eukaryota, Fungi, Basidiomycota, Ustilaginomycetes, Ustilaginales, Ustilaginaceae. The record is from RefSeq and is a predicted model, not a curated record.